UUGAUCCAGGAAGAUAAUCGAGGUCGAGGGAGGGGGAUAAACCGUGCACGUGGGUGAAGAAACCAAAAGUGCGACAUAGAAACUCGUUUCGAACGUUAUCCGGAAAUCGGUGCGAUGCAUUCGAGGACGCUGUUGAUCGUCGCGUGUUUUUGCGUGGCACGCGCCAGCUCGCAGUUCUUCAGCUUCAAAAACCUGAAGGAUUACACGAGGAUCUUCCAGCUGGACGGUCUGCUGAAGAACGAGACCGGUAACGAGCUGUGGAGCGGCCUGUUCAGGGACUGUGACCGAUCAGUGACGUUCUCGUGCAUUCAGAAGAACGCGUACUCGUAUUUGGACAACGUUUUUGUGGACCGGGACAAUGUUACCGUGUUCGAGGGGUUGACGCUGACGAAGAACGACCUGGAUUACGGGACGUGUCGCAGGAACUCGCUGGAAGAGAACCUGGUGGAAGGAUCAGUCAAGGACGACUGCGAUGAAGAGGAAAGUGAAACAGGACGAGAGUUCGAGGAGGAACGAUCGCCUUUGGAGGAAGUGACCGAUGCUUUGAGGAAGAGGGCGGUGAAGUUCAUUGCUACUCGGGAUUACGAGAUCCAGCUGCCUGAUUUCUUUUUUGAGGGGGCGGCGAUUAGGAUUAGCCCUAAGGAGGUCGAUGAGAAUGGCGCUUUGGUCAGGGUGGACUUUGGACAACGGGGGGUGCAGGGUGAAGGGAGGAUCUUCAAGAAAAUUAGGAAGUUCAUACAGAACAAGUUGCUGACGAGUUUGCUGGCACUGCUGCUCAUUAUCAAGCUGAUAAAAGUGAAAUUCAUGUUCGUGAUACCCUUCCUGUUCGGCGUGGGGACCGCCAAGAAGUUGUUCCUGAAACUGUUACUUUUCUUCAUACCUGCAUUCGCGCAUAUCUUCAAACUGUGCUCGAGCUAUUACACGUCGCACGCGACCAAAUACCAUCAUCAUCAUCAUCAGAUAGCGCAUCACCAUCACCACGUCCCAGUUCCCGUGCCAAUACCCACAUACUACAACCACCACCAUCAUCACCACGACGAGGAGGACUUCGACGGCUACGACUACGCUCAUCCUCACAUACAAUAUCGAAAAGACGUUGAAGAGCUGAAGGAGUGGGGCAUCGAGCCGUACGAAGAGUCUUACGAGCAGCACAACGACCCUGGCCGAGUGCCAGGAGUGCUGCCAGCGCCGUUUCCAGGACCCACGUACGCAGGAGCGUAUGGUAUACCACAAUAUGCGCCCAACGCUCAGAAUAUACCAACGACAUACACAGAGAAACGCCCGAUAUCCGCCCACAAUUUGGCCUACUCCGCUUAUGCCGAUCGACGAACUCAAGCUUCCGUACCUUCGAACUCCCCUAAUCUACAGUCGGCGAUACUAUCAAAGUCUACGAACCUCAAAACGUCCCACAACGUGGGUCAAAACGUUAGACAGGUUCCCACAGGAACCUUGAAAGCACAGGAAGUAAAAAUUGUACCCAAACAGACGAUCAGUUACGAUGACGAGUUUUAUGGGCCAAUCGUUGGUAGGCUAGAAGAGAUAUUCAGACAAUUGAGAUUCAACGAGGAGGUCUGCAGAGAGAGAUUGGUGUGCAGCAUGUACAAGAACCCGACUGUUUACUCGCCACACAGUAAUCUCGUUUCCAACGAACUCUCCAGAGACCCACAAGAGUUGAAGCGGACAGUUACCGAAAGCCCGUCCAGCCAGAAAUUUCACCGAUAUCUGAGCGCAGCGAGAUUGGGUCAAGAUGGAGGCGACUGCUUAAGAACUUAUCCGUGUCACAUAAAUACCGAGUAAACCAGACGUGGAUUUUUCUUCCCGAUUUUACGAAGAUCAUCUUCUACCGAGCGUUCAAAUCUCCAGCGAAGUCUCCUGCUCGGGCAUCGAAGUCUCCUGACCGGUUGAUUCCGCUACGCGUAAUCGCGGUUGAUUUAGGGCAAUACGAGUGCACAAGUUCUACCUGGAACACGUCAGACAAAUUCCUUCCAAACGAUGUCACGUUCGAUGUAAUUACGUGUUUUAUACCUGUGGCCGAGGAUUUUCUGGAAACGUUUUAGUACCGCUUUUGGUAAAACGUUUUUCUUGUUCCUGGAGAACUUUUGCACGAUAUUCUCUCGGAUAUUUUAGAUUUAAGAGAGGUUGAUAGAUUGUUCGUGGAAAUUUUAAUUUUUUGGAGGACUCGAUGAAGGUGAAAGUGCUGUGUUGCUUUAUUGAAAUUUUGAACCUUGGUGCUUAAUUUCUGAGGAAGAAAUUCUGAAUGAAUGAAAGAAAUUUUGA
Molecule: messenger RNA, 2277 nt
Organism: Megachile rotundata (alfalfa leafcutting bee)
Lineage: Eukaryota; Metazoa; Arthropoda; Insecta; Hymenoptera; Megachilidae
Gene: Osi17
Product: DUF1676 domain-containing protein Osi17
Cellular component (GO): membrane
Source: RefSeq, a predicted model, not a curated record